Anopheles funestus (African malaria mosquito) is the source of this 1856-nucleotide messenger RNA. Its product is annotated as protein G12-like. Bases 823 to 1539 code for a protein of 238 amino acids. The record is from RefSeq and is a predicted model, not a curated record. The transcript is spliced from 3 exons. Lineage: Eukaryota; Metazoa; Arthropoda; Insecta; Diptera; Culicidae.
AACGCACUUGACGCACAGCCGUACCACACUGCCUCUGACUGUCUGCCUUCAUCCUCAAAAAGCAUCAACGUAGCAACGCAUUCCAGCGUCGCUUAUCAGUAGUCGCGUUCGUUCACUUCAUCUCGCGAGUCGCACUGAUAGAACGUACGCGCCCAUUUCGGCGAAGAAAGCCGACGUGUACGAUCGCAUUUCUCUGCCCGUCGGGAUUAGCAGUGAUCAAACAAAACGCCAAAUAAAACAGCCAAAGAUCCAGUGAAGAAAAAAAAAGAGAAAGAAGGAAAAAACCGUCCGGAAAAUACGGCAGCACAAUUUUCACUUCGCCAAGGCAAACAAAGUUAUCUCGAUUAUAGUGAUUAUAGCAGCCAGUUUCCUAACAGCAGCCGACCGAAGGCCUUGUGGAAAUGAAUCGAUUUCAUGUGCUGAUUGCGACCGGUUGGGACACCUCCAACAUGGCCGUUUGCGAUGGUGGCAAGUUGUGUGCCUACUAGGUGCUUUUAAUUGGUGUUGAUGCUGGCAAACCAGCCUGCCAGCAAGGAUAACUGGCCGGGUGGAAAUUCUUCCCACGCUAAGGGAGCGAACGCUAUUAUCUUCUUCAGAAUUCGAAAAACCUUUAUUUUUCCUGCACUCAGUUUUCGGGGUGCCGUUUUGUCCCGCGUUAGCAAUUGUGGUGCUCGAGCGUACCGGUAGCGUUUCAACGUGGAAGUGGUUUAUUAAUUCGCAAAUCCUGUCGGUGCAGUUGUUGCUUUAGUAUCUCGUUACCGUUUUCUUCUACCUUAGCCCACAAACUACGGUACGUCUUUCUUGCAAAACGAAAUAUUAACCAUGGUUUGUGUCGCGAGUGAACGUACGAUCCGAAGGACAGUUCCAACGGUGCCUGUAUGGCCACUGAUAGCGUUGAUGGUGAUGGCCGAACUAGGCCAAAUAUUUGGCUACCACAUCCGGCACAUCGAGGAGGAACCGAGCCACCAGCUGCAGCAGGAUCUGAUGGACUUUAUCGAUUUGGUACCGUUUGAGGAUGUGCAGCGAUUAAUGCAGUACUACUAUCACUACGACGUCGAGGUAGAGAGUGCCUUCGAUUAUGUGUCCACCGAGGACUACACCCAGAUCCGGCUCGAUAUAGUGAAUCUUGGUGAGGUGCGCAGCUUUCGCCGAUAUCUGGACAGUAUCGGGUUCAGCGUGGAAAAGGUGUGGACCGAGUUAAACAAGCGCUUCGAUGCGGAUGACAUCUUUGCCGAGCCAGACGAGAGCGUCAGGAUGUUAAAUCUCACCACUCGAGGAUUGAAUGGAUUAGUCGAUGACAUAUUGGCGCUGUUGCCGCAGGACGAAAUAAUCCUGCUUUUCUUCGACAAGCUGGAAACGAGCAAUGACUUUUCCUUCUUCUUCGAGCAGAUCGGUAGCGGAGAGUUUGAGAACGUACUCAACAUGCUGCAGUCUUCGCAGCAGCUGCGGAUACUACUCUGGAGACUACAGCGUCACGGAUUCGAUAUUCCCGGAUGGAUACAGCUCGUGCAGAAGUAUUUCAGUUUCAGUAGUUUCUAAUUCUUCGUCAUCCAUUUUCCUAAGGGAACAGUUCUUCGUUUUUUUAUCUUUGGUUUCAAUACAAAACAGUAAUUGAACGCUACUGAACAUGAAUUCCGUGAUCUAUUCCGUUUGUGUUCAGCAUAAAAAUGUCUUCCAUUUUAGUAUUUUGUAUGAUUUGAUACGGUGUGUUAUUAAUAAAAUGGUGUGUAAAAGUGUGUAAACCACGAUAUUAGUGUAAAUACUAUAAAGUGAAGUAAAUUGUCUAGCGAUUUAAGAAUUCUCUAUCUAGUUGCAAUGUAUGCACGCGAUUUAAAAUAGAAAUGAUUUUAACCAAA